This is a messenger RNA of Fundulus heteroclitus (mummichog), 3757 nucleotides long. It is a transcript of the gene col8a1a, whose product is annotated as collagen, type VIII, alpha 1a. The transcript has 3 exons. Gene Ontology annotation, molecular function: protein binding. Bases 113 to 2344 code for a protein of 743 amino acids. The record is from RefSeq and is a predicted model, not a curated record. NCBI's taxonomy places the organism in Eukaryota, Metazoa, Chordata, Actinopteri, Cyprinodontiformes, Fundulidae.
UUCUCUUGUUGGCACUUCUGCCAGGAGGGGUGUUCUCUUUCUGCUCCGUUCUCUGUUAGUGUGAUUGCAGUGAUUAUUCCCCCAUAAACGGGCUCCUCCAAAGGCUUCGAUCAUGCCUCCCCUCCUUGGCCCCGUUGUCGCUGUUCUGCUGCAGCUUGUGGUCUUCGCAUGUGUGACUUGUGGGGCGUACUAUGGACACAAUCAGCACCCUCAGCCAUUCCAGCAUAUGCAGCACCUUCAACACAUGAACAUGGGCAAGGGGGGUUUUCCUCAACAACAGUACCUUGGCAAAGACGUGCCGUACAUGCAGUAUCCACACUACAGGAAGGAGCAGCCCCAGAUGCCCAUGCUCAAAGGCAAAGAAAAUCCUCGUAAAGGGGGACACUACAACGGUGGCAAAGACAAAGGUCUAACAAUCCCUAGUGGUGUGGAAGGCGUUACCCAGGGAGAACAAGGCCCAGCAGGACCACCGGGACCAGAGGGACCUCAAGGACCUCCUGGACCUCCAGGAAUUGGACUGCCUGGACCUGAGGGCCAACCAGGACCUCCAGGUCAACCAGGAUUACCUGGAAUGGGGAAACUGGGCUUGCCUGGACUGCCUGGAAAACCAGGUGUAAAUGGCAAGCCUGGCCUUCAAGGAAAAAUGGGAGCAAGAGGUGAAGAAGGUCCAGCUGGUCAAGCAGGUCCCCAGGGGCCCCCGGGUCCACCUGGGCUUCCUGGAAUAGGCAAACCAGGAAUACAGGGAUUACCAGGACAACCAGGUGCCAAAGGAGAACCAGGCCACAAGGGUCUGCCCGGACUGCCGGGAUUACCGGGACCAAAAGGAGACAAAGGGAUGGGCCUGCCAGGACAGCCUGGUCACAAAGGACUUCCUGGGCCUCCUGGACCCUCUGGACCAAGAGGGCUGCCGGGUUUUGGAAAACCAGGGUUGAAUGGUUUACCAGGACCACAGGGACCCCCAGGACAUAAAGGACAUCCUGGAGAACUAGGCCCCCCUGGGCCCACGGGGGAAGGAGGUAAACCUGGCCCUCCAGGUCUACCUGGCCAAGGAAAGCCAGGUCAAAAUGGUCUGCCUGGACAACCAGGAAGGACAGGUGAGACGGGCCUUCCAGGACCACCAGGUUUGCCAGGAAAACCAGGUCUUCCAGGAUUUGGUAAGCAAGGACUCACAGGACCAAAAGGAGAUAAAGGAAUGAGUGGACCACCUGGACCCCCAGGUCUCAAAGGAGAUAAGGGUCAUGGUGGAUUGCCUGGAAUGCUUGGACCCCCCGGACCAAAUGGUCCACCAGGCCCUCCAGGACCAAUCGGACGACCUGGAAGUAUAGGUGCACCCGGUCCUAAAGGAGAUUGUGGAGAUGGAGGACCUAAAGGGCUCGAUGGGGCCAAGGGUGAAAUUGGUCCUCAAGGACUACCUGGCAAGAAUGGUCUACCUGGGGAACUUGGGGAACCAGGUCCAAGAGGUCUGCCGGGACCAAGUGGUCCUAAAGGUGCUGAUGGACAUAAAGGUUUACCUGGUAUGCCUGGUCCCUCCGGAACUCCUGGUUUAAGAGGACAGACUGGAUUACCUGGAGAAAGGGGUAUUCAGGGACCCCAGGGAAUCCCGGGAAUAGAUGGUACAGCUGGACCAAUUGGGCCUCCUGGUCCUACAGGGCCUAAAGGAGAAAAUGGUCUUCCUGGUCCACCAGGCGUUGCAGACAUUGGGAGUCCUGGCGUGCCUGGUCCCGUAGGAGCCCCAGGAAGAGAGGGACCAUCUGGAGCUCCAGGGCAGCCAGGUCAACCUGGUCCCCCUGGACCACCAGGACCACCUGGUGAACCUGUUUUUUCUCCAGAAAUGGCUGGAGUACUCUCUCAGAUGGGCCCAGGACUAGACGGUGUUAAAGCUGGUAGUUACGGGAAAAAGAGCAAAUAUGGUGGAGGUGGGGCUGAAAUAAUGGGUUCCAGUGGGCUUGAAAUGCCUGCAUUUACUGCUCUAGCAACUACUCCUUUUCCUCCCGUGGGCAGUCCAGUAGUUUUUGAUAAGCUCCUGUACAAUGGCCGCCAAAACUACAAUCCCGAGACUGGAAUUUUCACCUGUGACAUCCCUGGCAUCUAUUACUUUGCCUAUCACAUUCACUGCAAGGGAGAGAAUGUGUGGGUGGCUUUGAUGAGAAACAAUGAGCCUGUGAUGUAUACAUAUGAUGAAUACAAGAAGGGUUUCUUAGACCAAGCAUCCGGAAGUGCGGUACUACCUCUUCAAACCGGGGACACUGUGUACAUUCAGAUGCCAUCAGAUCAGGCCUCGGGACUUUAUGCUGGACAGUAUGUGCAGUCAUCCUUCUCGGGGUAUUUGCUCUAUCCGAUGUAAAUUUGCAUACUUCAGAGUGAAGGAAAGGACAAAUAUUUGUAUAAUUAAUGAUGGUAUUAUAAGUUAUCUUAGACUGAGCAUUCAUUAAUGUUCAGUCUGAAAUGUUGCUGUCAUCCACAGAGAUGAAAGCAUAAGAUUUGUACUGGAUAACCCAAAAGUCAUUUCAAAUGGAAGAACCAAGACUUCAAGAAAGCACCUGCAAAAAAGUUGUAUUUCUUAAAAAAAAAAAAAAAAAACUGACACAAAUGAUUACAAUUUGUGCAAGAUGUAAUAUGUAAAAAGAAAUACAGAAAGCUUUUUGAGUGUAUUAACAAGACGUUAAGGUGAAGUGCUCUCCGUUCAUUACACCGCUGCAGCAGUGUCAAAUUCAGUCCUUGCACAGUGUCAAAAUUGGCAGCUAACCCAUUCAGCAGGUAUUGGAAAACGUUAGCAUAGAUUUAAUUUAAUUUUGCAUUCAUACCUUAUGUCUCUCAGCGUAUGAAUGUAAAAAAAAUCUAAAAUGACCUCAUGAGGACGACUAUGCAGGUAGUUUCCAGCAUUUUGUAUAAAUCUUGUUUUUAAGGUUAACACAUUCAUUAUUGUGGAGCUUGCAAAUGUCUGAGCUCUGGGAAAUGAUUUGGAUAAUUAAUUUCAGUGAGAAGUAUACAAAGGCUAACUGAAUGACUGAAAAACGAUACAUGGAGGAAAUGCAUAUACUGAUACAAGUGUGUUAAUCAUAGUACGCGUGUAUAGAGGAACAUAAACCUUAGAUGGUAAAGACAAACAUGACAACUUUUUAAGGCGUGUUGACAGCUUUCAUAGGAGAUGAGAAAGACAAUAUAAUGUUAUUUUUACUAUAAAGUGUUUGUUGAUAAUUUUGUCAAUUUGCUGCUGUGAAAAACCCAUUAGACUCUAGACACGUUGUUGCUCUGAACCGUAAAGCCACUCAAAAGACUACAUUAGACCAUUUCCACACAAUGAAAACAUCACCACAAGCAGCACACACGUGUACUGUCCUUGUUUGCCUGCAGUCUUUUGUGCAGAAUAGUAUUCAUUCAGUUCUUUACAGAAUGUCAUGUAACUAUUAAAAGGCAGCGUUUUAAUUGUCCCUCUACCUGAUAAUUCAUCUCAUUUGGGACUAAUAACGUUAGUUGGGCUAGUUAAUUUUGUUUCACUUCAUGUCAAAAAUGAAUAAAGAAAAAUGUUCCUUUGUAAUUCUUUUUAUUAGCUUUAAUUGAAAAUCCACAUUCGUAUUAGAAGCACAUCAUUUACACUCCAUUUCCCAUUUAAUGGAUUAGGAUGUAAAUGUCGAGAGCUUAAAGAAGAGUAACCAUUGUGACAAUGUUGUCCCUGUAAUCACAAAGUUAUUGUGUUAAUGUUAAAAGUUUGUAAUGACAGUUUUUUUUUCUAAAUAAAGGUUGUUUACACACAAAA